Tripterygium wilfordii is the source of this 3795-nucleotide messenger RNA. Its product is annotated as E3 ubiquitin-protein ligase BRE1-like 1. The record is from RefSeq and is a predicted model, not a curated record. The transcript has 19 exons. Gene Ontology annotation, cellular component: nucleus; HULC complex. The coding region runs from base 463 to 3108 and encodes 881 amino acids. Gene Ontology annotation, molecular function: metal ion binding; ubiquitin protein ligase activity. Lineage: Eukaryota; Viridiplantae; Streptophyta; Magnoliopsida; Celastrales; Celastraceae.
CAGAAAAUCCCGGGGGGCCGAAUUUAAUACCCGAAACACCCUUCUCACAUUCCAGAAAUUCCCAAGCUCUCUCUCUCGUACAAAGCCAGUUCCAUCGCACAAUAACAAUUCUUCCUCCUCUCCUCCAAACUGAGAGAGAGAGAGCGCGAUCAAGUUUGACUGUGUUUCUUCCAGAGAGCGUUGCGGACGCUAGAAGGAUUCAAAGAGGAGCGAUUUUUGAUUGGGGAUUUGGUAAUUCGGGAAUUUGGGAGCAAGGAACGGGUAGUUGGGCAAUUUGAAUUAGGGGUUUUGAGGAAUUGAUUGGUUAGGGGGUGACAUAGCCACAUAGGGCAGUGCAUGUGGUUUCCGAUGUGGUAUUUGUAAUACUGUUUGGUGAUGUGAGUGAAGUUGUAUGUGGUUGAAGUCUAGGGUUUGUGGUUGCUGGGUAGGACUUUUCCAACAGUGGUGAGUGUGGUUUUUUCAAUGGGGAGCACGGGUGAGCAUGACCGGAAACGGCGUCACUUUAGCUCCAUCUCGCCCACAGCAGCUGAAGCUGCAAAGAAACAGUCUUUUGCGCCAAUCUCUGAGGAAAAGAAGCUUGAUGCUGCUGUCCUUCAAUUCCAAAACCAGAAGCUUUUUCAGAAGCUAGAAGCUCAGAAGGUUGAGUAUUCUGCACUGGAGAGUAAGUUAUCUCAAAUAAAGGAACGACAGCAGCCAUACGAAUCCACACUGGAAGUUGUCGAUAAAUCGUGGAAAGCGCUGGUUACUGACUUAGAAAUGUCUUCUAUCCGCACCAGAGAGUCAAACAGUGGACAAGAUGUUAAACAUAUAUUGAUAACAGAUGAUGGAGCGUCAUCUCCCUUCAAGGAUGCUUUUCUUCACCGACUCUGUGAAACUGGUGCAACAGAGAGUUCGUCUACAAAUAUUUGCCCAAAUCGAAUGGAAGAAGAUGACGGAACUAGUUGUGAAAAGAUUAACAACGUUUUAGGAAAUAUAGUAACUGCCAUUGACAACCUUUGGAAUUGGAGGAAUGGAUUGCGUUCUGCGGUUCUUAAAGAGCUUCCAGAAGAUUAUAGGAGUUCAUGCAAGCAAAAGACUUCUUGUGAUUUAGAGAUUGAAGUGAAGAGCCUGAGGUCAGUGCUAAGUGACCUUCAUUUGAAGCACAAAUCAUUAGCAAGGGAGUUGCAGAGCCAUCGAGACAUAGAUGCAAGGAAUAAAAAAGAGCUCAAGCGUUUAAAAGGGGAAUUGGGGAGCAUGGUUGCGAAAUUGGAAGAUAGUAAUCGCAAGCUGGGAGCUCUUAAAGCAGAGAGAGAUGCGACCAAAGGGGCAUUUUUUCCUGUCUUAAACUCGGGCAGUAAACAUGUUGCUAAUGAUAGAGUUAGAGAUAAGCAGAAAGAUAUGCGAGACAUGGAGUGUGCACUGAAAGAGCUAUCAGACCAAGCUGCUUCUCGACUAUUGGAGUUGAAAGGGCUUCAUGAAGAAAGGAUAAAGAUAUUGCAGCAUUUAUCAGAUUUGCGGAACAAGUUGAAGAGUGUGAAGUCUAUUUCCUCUUCCCAAGCCUACCUCUUGGUCAAAGGUCAACUAGAAAAGUCAAGAUCGGAAGUUUUGCAGUAUCAGGCAUUAUUCGAGAAACUACAGGCUGAAAAGGAUAGCCUUGCGUGGAAGGAAAAAGAAUUGCUUAUAAAAAGUGACUUGGUUGAUGUUUCAAUAAGCUCUUCUGCGGUUGCUGAUUCUAGAAUUUCCGAGCUAGAGGUAGAGAUAGAGAAACAAAUUAGUGAACGAAAUAGGAUUCAAUCGAAGUUGGAGGAGGCAUCAAGGGAACCAGGAAGAAAAGAAAUAAUUGCUGAAUUUAAAGCUUUGCUUUCAUCUUUUCCUGAGGAAAUGGGAACUAUGCAAAGUCAACUUAGUAAAUUCAAGGAAUCUACUUCUGAUAUACAUUCUUUGCGUGCUGAUGUGAAGUCUCUUUCUGCUGUCCUUGAUAGGAAGGUGAAAGAGUGUGAACAUUUAUCUUUGAGAUCUGCUCACCAAGGUUCUGAGAUACGAAAAUUACAAGCUGUGGCCCAAGACUUGAAGGAAAGUGAUCUGGAGUUGAAGCUGAUAUUGGAAAUGUAUAGACGUGAAUCCUCUGAUCCAAGGGAUGUCCUGCAAGCUAGGGAUUCAGAAUACAAGGCGUGGGCUCAUGUUCAAAGUUUUAAAUCCUCUCUUGAUGAGCAGAACCUGGAGUUACGAGUUAAGACUGCUAAUGAGGCUGAAGCAGUAUCACAACAAAGGCUAGCUGCUGCUGAAGCUGAAAUUGCAGACUUGAGACAGAAGUUGGAAGGUUCUAAAAGGAAUAUGUCUAAACUUUCGGAUGCUGUGAAAUCCAAAAAUGAAGAAAAUGAAGCCUACUUAUCUGAGAUUGAGACAAUUGGACAGGCUUAUGAUGAUAUGCAGUCUCAAAACCAACAACUAUUGCAGCAAAUUACCGAGAGAGAUGACUAUAACAUCAAGCUUGUUUUGGAAGGGGUGCGGACAAGGCAGCAGCAAGAUGCUCUACUUAUGGAUAAAAGAAAGAUGAAUAGUGAGAUUCAGCUAGUGAAUGGAUCAAUUGAUUUCUAUCACAUGAAAACUGCUAGAAUUGAAGAUCAGUUGAGAAUUUGCUCAGACCAAAUUCAGAGACUUGGGGAAGACAGGCUUCAAAAAUCUUCCAUUCUGGAAAAUACACAGAAGAGAUUGCUAGAUGUUAGGACAUCAUCUAAUCAGUUGAGAGAGAAUAUGGAGGAAUCUCAGUCUAAGGUUGAAAGAAGUCGAACAGCUCUCUUAGAGCUGCAGGUAGAACUAGACAGAGAAAGGUUUAACAAGAGAAGAAUAGAAGAGGAAUUGGAGGUUGCUAGGAGAAAGCUUUCACGACUUAGAGUACAGAUAGAGGGUUCGUCUACUUUACAGAAGCUUCGACAGGAACUUAGAGAAUACAAGGAAAUACUAAAGUGUAGCAUCUGCCUUGAUAGGCCAAAAGAGGUUGUUAUCACAAAGUGCUACCAUUUGUUCUGCAAUCCAUGCAUACAUAGAAUCAUUGGAAGUCGUCACCGCAAGUGUCCGGCAUGUUCUGCAAGUUUUGGGCCGAAUGAUGUCAAGCCUGUAUAUAUCUGAUGGAAAGGAGGAAACUUUGUUCUCUCCUGUUAUUUGUGGAUAUGUCAUUUAUCAGCUAUUGGACUUGCAGCUUAUGGCUGAAGGCUUUUGCAUAAAUAUGCCCACAGGUGCAUCUUAUAGUGUUGUCGCAGAAAGAGAACAGAAACGCUGGUUCCCUUAUCUUAUUUGUGAAAAUCAGCUUAGAUUUGUUGUAGGUUGUUGAUUGGGCUGAAAUUAUUUAUUUUGACAGUUUUACAGGAGUAGCCAUAACAUUUGUUUUGUUAUUUUUACUGCUUGGAGCCUCUCCGAUUUUUCAAUUGAUUUCAGAAUUGAUGAAAUACUACUAUUCCCAAAGACCCUGAACAUUGCAUGACCCAUGUAAUGAACAAAGCUAAUGGUGCCAAGCCUCAGAAAUAGCAUGCUGAAGUUGGCUCCAAUACCUCAUGUGCAUUCAACUCCAUCGCCCUGGAGAAAAGCUGGAGAGGUAACACAGUAUUUCCAGUCCUCUGAUUUGAGCUUGUUAAAUGUUAGGAACUUAACAACGUGCAUCUUCUUGUAGUUUUAUCUUUUGAUGCUCAGCUGUGCGGUUGUAGGCUGCUGAUGUAAAUUUUGUAGUAUUGAAUUGUUACUUAUUUCUUACAGUUGAUUUUUUUUCCCCCUUGAGGAGUCUGGGUUGAGUAUAAUUAUCUGGUGAGCCCACCUUUGGAA